Acaulospora colombiana is the source of this 749-nucleotide messenger RNA. NCBI's taxonomy places the organism in Eukaryota, Fungi, Glomeromycota, Glomeromycetes, Diversisporales, Acaulosporaceae. The record is from the annotation of a GenBank genome assembly.
CCGUGAUGCUGUUCGUAUCCUCCUCCUCCGGCGCCGCUUGUAGCAGAGAUUUCACCGCGUCCCGGGGUCCAAGGUGGCCGCUAUUGCAAACGGAGUUGCUCAAGGCCAAUCGCACAUUCGAGGGUAGUGCUCCACAUAUCGAGAGUUUCGAGUGGACCUCGCAUCCCUGUCGAGGUGGCAUGAACCUGCGUGAAAAGCUAGAGAUCAGAGCACCAGAACCGAAGGGAAGAGUUACUAUUGCACCCAGUCUCAAAGAACCCAUUAGCCCAAGCUCCGAUAACGGUUACUUUAAGGACAUAUUUAGACCCCGACAACACCCCUAUACUAUCAAAAGAUUUGGAUCAACAUUGAAACCGGUUUAUUGCCACAGAGCAAGAAUAACUGUCGUAACUAGAAGUGCCGACCUCUCCAUAAUGGCCGAACAAUCUACCACUACUGAUUUCCCGACAAUUUUUGAUCCAGCGACCUGUGUCCGUAAAGGAUUAUGCCCAGUAAUGGCCAUACAGGGGCAGCAAGAGACAGCGCUCCAAAGUCACUCUGUCUACUUUGAGCAACACGGCACCGGCGGUGAAAAAAUCGUCCUUAUUAUGGGACUAAACACUUCAUCUUUUGCCUGGGGCAAGCAGGUGCAGCAUUUCGCCAAGAACCAUUCCGUGCUCGUGCUUGAUAAUCGCGGAGUUGGAAAUAGUGAUAGUCCAAAAGGACCGUACACGUAUGUGCACCUCGAUCUGUUGGAUCAUACCCUUUAG